Molecule: messenger RNA, 2980 nt
Organism: Pseudoliparis swirei
Lineage: Eukaryota; Metazoa; Chordata; Actinopteri; Perciformes; Liparidae
Gene: tfcp2
Product: transcription factor CP2
Exons: 16
Coding region: 349-1842 (497 amino acids)
Biological process (GO): regulation of transcription by RNA polymerase II
Cellular component (GO): nucleus
Molecular function (GO): RNA polymerase II cis-regulatory region sequence-specific DNA binding; DNA-binding transcription activator activity, RNA polymerase II-specific
Source: RefSeq, a predicted model, not a curated record
CUCCCGGUUUCUAACGAAGCUAGAUAAACAAACAAAAGCAAGACAUUUCAUGACUUACAUUUAGGAGCCUGAGCUCAUUUAGACGUGUAUAUAUGUCCAGAUAUGUCUUUCAGGAGGAACUUGUUCCCGCGAAUCCCCAAUAAGUGAGGGAAAGCAGGGCUAGCAUCCUUCUCGCUCAGUGGUUAGCUCGUCAUGUUUAUUUUAGUGCUGGGGCGAAGGAGCGAGACAUGAUGGCAUGAAACUGUCGCUCUGUUACAAGUAGCUAUCCUCCUCUCACUUACAGGUUGUGGGGAACUUGGCGCAACUUUUAACCGCAACUGCACUCCGAAAGAUCUCCUCAUCGUCACCAUGGCGUGGGCUCUGAAGUUGCCCCUCACGGAUGAAGUGAUCGAGUCCGGACUGGUCCAGGACUUUGAUGCCAGUCUGUCGGGCAUUGGCCAGGAGCUUGGUGCUGGGGCAUACAGCAUGAGCGACGUGCUUGCGCUGCCCAUCUUCAAACAGGAGGAGUCCAACCUUCCUCCAGACACCGAUAACAAGAUCCUCCCCUUUCAGUAUGUUCUGUGUGCAGCUACCUCGCCCGCCAUUAAACUGCACGAUGAAACCCUCACCUACCUCAACCAAGGGCAGUCCUAUGAAAUUAGAAUGCUUGACAAUCGGAAAAUUGGGGAACUUCCGGAAAUCACUGAUAAAAUGGUGAAGAGCAUCAUCCGUGUGGUGUUUCAUGACAGACGACUUCAGUACACCGAGCACCAGCAGCUAGAGGGCUGGCGCUGGAACAGGCCCGGAGAUCGCAUCCUCGACCUGGAUAUCCCCAUGUCCGUCGGCAUAAUCGACCCCCGGGCUAACCCUACUCAGCUUAACACUGUGGAGUUCCUUUGGGACCCAUCAAAAAGAACCUCAGUUUUUAUCCAGGUACACUGCAUCAGCACAGAGUUCACCAUGCGCAAGCAUGGAGGAGAAAAGGGUGUCCCUUUCCGAAUCCAGAUAGACACGUUUAAAGAGAAUGAGAACGAAGAGUACACCGAACACCUCCACUCGGCCUCCUGCCAGUUCAAAGUCUUCAAGCCUAAAGGUGCAGACAGAAAGCAGAAGACUGACAGGGAGAAGAUGGAGAAGAGGGCACCACAGGAAAAGGAAAAGUAUCAGCCCUCCUAUGAAACCACAAUCCUGACUGAGUGCUGCCCCUGGCCUGAGGUCACAUACGUCACCGCCAACUCUCCAUCGCCCGGCUUCAACAGCACACCCACCAGCUUCCCAGUGCCAGAAGGAAAUGGAUCGCCAAGCCACCAGCCUGAGCCGGUCGUUCAGGUAGCAGAUAAUUUGUUGCCCACAGCAACACCACAGGAUGCACAACAGUGGCUUCUAAAUAACCGCUUCUCACCCUUCUCUCGGCUCUUCACCAACUUCUCAGGGGCAGAUCUGUUGAAGCUGACCAGGGAGGAUGUCAUUCAGAUCUGUGGGCCAGCGGAUGGCAUAAGACUCUUCAAUGCACUGAAGGGACGGGUGGUGCGCCCGAGGCUGACCAUCUACGUUUGCCAGGAGUCCCAGCAGGCGAGGGAGCAGCAACCGAAACAUGAAAACGGAGACGCCGCCGCGAACACUUUCUUUGUAUAUCAUGCCAUUUACCUGGAGGACCUCACAGCUACUGAGCUGACAGAGAAGCUCGCUCAGCUCUUCAACAUCUCACCCAGGCAGAUAAAUCAGAUCUUCAAACAGGGUCCCACGGGCAUCCAUGUGCUGGUCAGCGACGAGAUGAUUCAGAACUUCGAGGAUGAAGUUUGUUUCGUUUUGGACACAAUGAAAGAUGACACAAACGAUGGCUACCAUAUCAUCUUGAAGUGAAACCUGCGCGGGAGAAUAGCUUUGUUCUCUUCUUUAGACCCGAUCCAGUCACCCCCUCUAGAGCUUCAUAUUCUUCGCUGUUCCUGGAACACGUGGGGACGCCCACGAGAAACGUCUCGAGGCUGCGAGGAGGCCCGUGUGACUGUAGCACCUGGCCCUCUCCUCACUUUACCUGUCUUACCUUUGAGGUAGUGGCUGUGACCACAGUGAAGUGAACGACCUCCUUGCCACCCGACCGUUGUCUCCGUUAAGUGGUUGCGUUGUCCUUGGUUGCUUAUGUCUCGUGAAAGAGGUUCAUGGCACUACAGCUGCUAUCACUGUUUAUUUGUUAUCUGAGCAUCUGGUGCGCCAAAGGUUCGUGCUCCAGAAACAGUUUGUCAUCUCUUUAAACACCAACAACCAAAUAUGCAAAAAAACAAUUAUUAACCGUGACAAAAAAGAGUUACUCUGACAGUACUUGACUUUCAGCCUGCAAUGCAGCACCAUUUCUCCUCUUCAUGCUGGGAUCCACUGAAUCCAGUCUGCAAGAAACGCGGUAAUCAGGACAUUAGGGUAUACCGUUGGAAUCCAGCUGUCCUCCAUUACAUCUGUGAGUCCUUUUGAAAGCGAAUGUUGUCAGUCUUUCACUGGUUUUAAGUCCUUUAAGUUCCUUUUUGAGAAAGGAAAAGCUUUCCCCAGAUACCGGUACAUCCUUGUAGUUGGUGUAAAGUGUUACUACCUAUGAAGCUUGAAUAAUAAUGAAACACCGUCUCGUGUUCGUGAUCUCAGUGGCGAUACCAGCAAACUGUCUCCAGUCCAUGUGGUUUAAACCUUAUUUGUAAAUAGAUCAUUAUUUUAAAAUGUUUUCAUAAGGAAUCAUGUGUUUCUUUGGCAGUUAAAAGAAAGAAGUCUUUUAACCAACUAUUGUUUUGGGAUUUUACCACAUCCAAAUACUAAUGCAUGUAGUGGAGCUGUUGGUCACAUCAAAGCUGCAUGUGAAAACAGUUGGUUUGUUUAUGUUCAGUCCAUUUUACUGCUUUCAUCGAAUUGAUAGCAUGACAUUUUAGACACAAAUUUUAGCCCGAUAUUAUCAGCAUUAUUCAUUAUUGUUUCCCGGAGGUGUUUGCAAAAAAAAUAAAAAAAGAUUUUUUAAAAACUA